GAUCCUUCGAAUUUGGCACCAUCUUCACGGUGAUCUACGACGGUCGGGUGAUUGCCUCGUUGGGCGAUGUUAUUGUGGUUACGGUCAACUACCGCCUGGGGGCGCUCAGUUUUCUGUACGGCGGCUCUGAGGAUGCGCCCGGGAACCAGGGACUGUACGAUCAGAUUUUGGCCCUCAAGUGGGUCCAGGAGAACAUUGGCGCCUUUGGCGGCGACCCGAAGCAGGUGACACUGUUUGGCGAAUCGGCCGGUUCAAUGUCGGUCGGGGCGUUGGUCCUCUCCCCGCUCACCAAAGGCCUCUUCCACCGGGCAAUUACUCAAUCGGGCGCCCCCAACUCCUACCUCGGCUCGGAGAAGAAGGAACUCAGCUACCCAAAGACGGAAUCCCUUGCUGAAAAGCUCGGCUGCAAUGGAACAGAACGGGCGGCCAUUUUAAAGUGUCUUCGGGCCGCCUCGGUGGAACGCAUUCUCCACCAGUCGAAGGGGUCGAUUGCCAAUGGAGAGGCCUUCAUUCCCAUCUGGGGCACCGAUCUGAUGCCCCUUCGACCGGUGGAGGCGCUCAAGACGGGCAAGGUCAAUGACGUCGAUCUAAUGUUUGGCACCACUCGAAACGAGGGCUCCGCCUUCGUGGCCAAGAUUCUCCCCCUGCUGAAUCCGGACACCACCGGAAAGGACCUGCACAUCGCCCAGGUGAAGAGCAUGAUCAAGCUGAUGUUCCUCAUGUUCAGCGAGCCGCACUACGCCGAGGUGGUGGAGUACUACACCAAGGAGCUGAACGAGUCGGAUAAGACGGCGCUGAG
Molecule: messenger RNA, 799 nt
Organism: Rhagoletis zephyria (snowberry fruit fly)
Lineage: Eukaryota; Metazoa; Arthropoda; Insecta; Diptera; Tephritidae
Source: RefSeq, a predicted model, not a curated record